UUAUAAUUAGGAAUACAUCGUUAAAACUAUUUGUACAUUUGCAAAUGCAUGAGAACAACCAGUUGGCUACGGGUGCCAGGUUUUGGUGUUUAAAAACAGGAUUUUGAGACGCACUCCUUCACACACACACACCCUUUGAUUCCAUCAGCUUUGUUUUUUUUUUUUAAUUGUGAGAUGACACACACUCGCCCCAAUCUUUAGAAUGAAUUAGGCCGGAGGCUGAAGGGAAACCGGUCUCCUAAUUCUCAUCGUCUCGUUGCCCCAACCUUUGACACAGUCGUGUCUCCCAGGAGGACACGUCUCCCCCUUGUUUUUCUACCGGCUCGCCCUGCUGUGGGUCCGAGAGAGGGGCUGGGGCGUCCUGCUCGCGGUCCGGGAGCAGGGAACGUGGAGCUGGUCGCCGACUCGCAUUCUCCUGGACUCGUCCUACUGGUUCUGCUGCUACAGCAGGUUCCCACCUGCCCGCGUGCCAACGACUCUCGCUUUCAGCUCAGUUUCGGCUCAGAAAUCCCCUGAAGUGCAUUUUUUUCCCCCCUCCUUCUUCUUCAGCUUUAAAUAUACGUUUCUGCUUUCAGCGUUGUCCUAAGUCUGGUUUUGUUCUUGGUGAAAAGGUUUAAAGCCCUGUUAAAAAAACAAAACAAACACCCCAACCAGCCCCAGACCGAUGCUGUAAUUGAAGAGGAGGCUAGUCUCUGAGGCUCUAGUGCUCUGAACACCGAGGACUGGCGCACUUCUGACCUGGAAACUGAGCGAGGUCUCGGGUUCACAUCCUGUCGACUGUGCAAAUACCUCUCGUCAUUCCUGAGCAGCGGUGAGGGCCAGGGGGCCUGAUUUCAGUUCCCAGGUGACUCUGUGCUUGUGCACCGCCCUUAGACUUAAAUUGCGCUGGAAACAAAUGGCCAGAAAUUGCCAUAUAAAUGGACAGGACUGACUGAAAUCGUUUUCAACUGACUCACCUGCCUGUAUAAGGGAUUGAAGAAAAAUUAAGGGGGAAGACCGACGCGCAGAGGAGGUUGGAAUCUGUCUUGGCGGGGGUUGUAGCCCCUGGAUGUUUUGUUCCGAGUCGGAUGCAUUUCACUUCUUUGGAAGUAGAGGCUCGGAGACCGGGGAAAGUGUAAUUGUAGCCUCGGGCUGGUCUUGGGAGUACGGGGGAGACUGCUUGGGAAAAUACCAAGGGACUGUUGACAGUGUAUUUUAAUACCGUCCGGAACUGAAAACCAGGAAGAACGGGCAUCUCAGGAUUUGCAAUCAGUCGAAAACCGGCAUCAGUCCUAUCCCAGGAUUCACAGCAAAACCCAGAGAUGGAGGAGAUGACAAUAUGGGAGCAGUAUACUAUCACAGUGAACAAGGAUUCCCGGAUGGGCUUCGGACUGGCCAUAUCCGGGGGGCGCGACAAGCCGAACCCCAUGACCGGCGACACGGCGGUGCUGAUUUCGGACGUGGUGAGGAACGGGCCAGCAGCGGGGAGGCUACAAACCCGGGAUCGUAUCGUCAUGGUCAACGGCAUCGCCAUGGAGAACGUCACCUCCAGCUACGCCAUCCAGCAGCUCAAGACCUGCGGCAGGACGGCCAACAUCACGGUGAAGAGGCCUCGCACCAUCCAGAUGCCCGUCGCCGCCCACAAGGCCCCACUGUCCCGCGCCGCCUCGCGGGGCACCCAGCUCUCGGACUCCGGCAGCGAGGGCAACUACUACGGGCGGAGCCAGGGGAGGCGGGAGCGCGAGGCCCGCAGCGCCACGCCGGACCGCAACGGGCACGCUCUGCCCCUGAUGUCCGGCAUGAAGAGGCUGCCCAGCCAGGACGGCCCGUACAGGCCCAUCCGGGCCACGCUGCUGAAGAAGAGAGCCACAGACGAAUACGGCCUGAAGUUGGGCAGUCAGAUUUUCGUCAAACACAUGACCCCCACUGGACUGGCAGCAAAGGAAGGGACCCUGCAAGAAGGAGACCUUAUCCUGAAGAUCAAUGGGAUGGCCACCGAGAACCUCUCCCUGUUGGAUACCAAGCACCUGGUGGAGAGGUCGGAGGGCAAGCUGUCCCUAGUGGUGCUGCGCGAUGACCGUCAGUUCCUGGUCAGCAUCCCAGACAUUGAGGACAGUGAGCCCAACAGUGACAAUGAUGAAGGCAGUCACGGCGACAGCUCUGGGAUGGACGAUAUUUCGGAUCUGGAGUCGGAGCCCCCCUCCUCCACCAGGAGAAGGAAGAUCUCGGGGAGAAAGGAGAGACGAACCGGAAGGAAUCACAAGCCCAGCUCCACUCCGCCCGUCUCCCAGGACUUGACCCCCCUGCAGGUAGUGUCUCUGAAGUCCUCUGUGCAAGCUGCCCCUCUUCAGAGAGAGCCAUCGGAUACGGAUUCGGAGAACGGCUCUCUUCCUCCUCCUCCAAGGCUAGACACUCCCGACAGCAGAGCGCCAAGGAGCCAGUACAGGGUCUUUCCCGAAGCCAUUCCUGCCAAGACCCGCUCGUCUCCCCUCGCUCCCAGGCAUGACUCUCCUCAGUGGAGCUCCCCUUCCUCCAGGCCGUCUCUCCGAGGGGAUUUGGAAUCCGAGUCGGACCGCAGCCUGUCGCCCCCCUCCCUACGGGACAGUCCAAGUGUGACAAGCCAGUCAAGCAGAUACAGAGUUCUUCCCGAGGUGACCCAGCCUGCUUUCCGGGCGUCGCCCCUCGCUCUCAGGCAGGACCCCCCCCGGCGGGGGCACUCCCCAGGUGCACCCCCUCCUCGAGGACCCUCCGACUCGGAGUCGGACCACAGCUCCCCCGUCCCCUCCAGGUGGACGGACACUAGCCACAGCAUCGAGCCCAGGAACAGAUACCGGUUGCUUUCUGACGUCUCUCAGCCCAGAAGCCAUGAGCCCCCCCCGUCUCUUGAGCCCCCUCGCUGGGUCGCGCCCACAGUCCAGCCCUCACUCCGAGCCCCCGAGUCCGACUCCGAGUCAGAGGUCAACUCCUCCAUUCCCCCGAGACAUGAUGAUGCCCCCGACGGCAGGGGCAAAUACAGAGCUUUCCCCGACGUGGGCCAGCCCGUCGGCCCCGGACAGGACUCCCCGCCCCGAGGCCACUCUCCCAUCGGACCCCCUCCCGAAGACUUUUCCGACUCGGAGACGGAGAGCAUCCCUUCGCCACCCAGGAGAUACGAGAGCAAGGGAUACUGGGAACAGAACAGCCGGGGCAGCAUAAUACCGCCCAGUAAUGGCAUGAUCCGUCCCGGAGUGCCAAUGGAGGAUGUCUCCGAGGUGCACAGCAGGGCAAGCGAAGAGCCCAUCUAUUCAGUCCCCCCGGAUUCCCCUCGUGUGAGGAGAGCAAAUUCAGGCUACAGCUCGGACCUGCGGACGGUGGACUUCGUGAAGGACGGCAGCGUGGGCCUCCGGCUGGUGGGCGGCAACGACGUGGGCAUCUUCGUGGGCGGGGUGCAGCCUCAGAGCCAGGCCCACCAGCAGGGCAUGAGGGAGGGCGAUCAGAUCCUGCAGGUGAACGGAGUCGAUUUCGGCCACUUCACCAGGGAGGAGGCGGCCAUGUUCCUGCUCAACAUCCGCAGCGGGGAGCAGGUCGUCAUAGAGACGCAGAACAAGAUGGACAUCUACAGGAAGAUUAUGCAGUCCAACCUGGGAGACUCUUUCUUCAUCCGGACGCACUUUGACCAGGUGGCAGAGGGGUCCCACGGGCUCAAUUUCACGCGGGGGGAGGUCUUCCGCGUGGUGGACACCAUGCAUCAUGGGAAGCUGGGCACCUGGCUGGCAGUGCGCAUGGGCAACGACCUGCACGAGCUGGACAAGGGCACCAUCCCCAACUACAAGAGGGCGGAGGUGAUAGCCAAUAUGGAGAAGGCUCAGAAGAGCAGCGCCGCGUCCUCCCAGGUCCCGGGGCCCCGGGCCGAGUUCUGGAAGCUGCGGGGCCUCCGGGGGGCCAAGAAGAACGUGCGCCGGAGCCGGGACGACCUGCUGCAGCUCACCAUCCAGGCCAAGUACCCCGCCUACGAGAAGGUCCUGCUGCGAGAGGCUAGUUUCAAACGCCCCAUCGCCAUCCUGGGUCCUCUGAACGAUGUGGCCAUGGAGAAGCUGGCUAGAGAAAUGCCCGAAGAGUUUGAAGUGGCCCAGAUGGUCCCUCGCAGUGGAGGAGAAGGUUCCUCUUCAGUGAUCAAACUGGAGGCCGUGAAGCAGAUUUCAGAGCAGGACAAGCACCCCCUGCUGGACAUCACGCCCACCGCGGUGGAACGGCUCAACUACAUCCAGUACCACCCCCUAGUGCUCUUCCUGGACCCCCACAGCCGCAAGGACGUCAAGGCCAUGAGGAAGAGGCUGUGCCCGGACUCCAAGAAGAGCUCGCGCCGUCUCUACGCGCAGGCCCUGAAGACCCGCAAGUACUUCGCCCACCUCUUCUCCGCUCGCAUUGAGCUCCAGCCCGGCUCGGACAUGUGGUACGAGGUCCUGAAGGACCGGAUCUGCAGCCUGCAGACCAAGCCCGUCUGGGUGUCCGAAGUGACGCUGGAGAGCGGCGGAGAGGAAGAGCUGGACGCCCUGAGCCGCUCCCACUCCUCCGACUACCUGAGCUGCGACAGCCGGGCCACGAGCGACUACGAGGACACGGACGGCGAGGCCUACACGGACGGCGAGGCCUACACGGACGAAGACCUGGACGAGCCCUACGGGGGCCGGGAGGCGCCGCGGCACGUGGGGGUUUCCCUCGCCCGCUCUUCGGAGCCCGCCGCCGGGGAGGAGGGGCCCCCCGGGUUCGUGCCGGAUGACCCCAGGGCCUCCGGGCGCCGGCCGCCCCUCCUGCACGUGCCCGAGCCCCGUUCCCGUCGCCAGGACGACCCCAGGGAGCCGUCCCCCACCAGCUUCUCGGAGGAUGACCCCUCCCGUUUUGGAACCCCCGAAGCGUCGGCUCCGCGCCCCCGGUUGGAAAGCCCCCCAAAUCUCAGGGCUUCGGAUUCCCUUCACUCUCUCCCGGACCCACCCCCUCACGUGACCCCCCCCGGGGGCAGCCAUCCGGAAAUCCAGGAGGAAGCCAGUCGGGCUGUCGUGGCUGAGCCUGAGGAAAAGAAGCCCCCGCAGCCCAAAUUUGUGGUGCUGGCGCAUCACCAGGCGCUGCAGUGGAGGCGCUCUCAGAUCCAGGGCAGCGACAGCUCCGACGACCACGCGGAGAACGCCGUUGCCGCUGCCGACGAUGACGACGAGUGGGGCCCAGCCACUGAGCUCUGAGCCCCCCCAGAGCAGUGGGUGGGGGGGGGGGGCGAGGAGAGGAGGUGAAGAUCGCAACGGGGCCUCUUCUGGGACACGCGGCCACACGGAGACCCCUGUGGCCCCCCUGCCUCUGGCCAGUUCAGGUGGUCUUCCUGGCUCCUGCUGAAAUCCCCCCCCGGAACGACGCGGACAAGGGGGCCGUUGUCGGACCCCAGUGGCUCUGCAGGUGUCGCAGAGCUGUUGGAGUGCGUUAGUUCGUGUGUUUUUUUUUUGUUUUGUUUUGAAGGGCCAGAAAAAUAUUAGUUCUGGAAACAAAAG
Messenger RNA from Lepisosteus oculatus (spotted gar), 5495 nucleotides. The record is from RefSeq and is a predicted model, not a curated record. Lineage: Eukaryota; Metazoa; Chordata; Actinopteri; Semionotiformes; Lepisosteidae.